Messenger RNA from Periophthalmus magnuspinnatus, 2216 nucleotides. RefSeq names its product choline transporter-like protein 5-A. Gene Ontology annotation, molecular function: transmembrane transporter activity. The transcript has 22 exons. NCBI's taxonomy places the organism in Eukaryota, Metazoa, Chordata, Actinopteri, Gobiiformes, Gobiidae. Bases 9 to 2180 code for a protein of 723 amino acids. Gene Ontology annotation, cellular component: membrane. Gene Ontology annotation, biological process: transmembrane transport. The record is from RefSeq and is a predicted model, not a curated record.
GCGGCUCCAUGGCUCCACACAGAUACUCUCCGUCCUCCGCAGUUCAGAGCGAGAGCAGCGGCACCACAAGCACCUACUACGGAGAGCCACAUGCAUUUGACCCAUCCUUCAGAGGACCCGUUCGCUCCAGGAGCUGCACAGACCUUCUGUGCUGUGUGCUGUUUGUGCUGGUGCUCCUCUCCUACAGUCUGCUGGGGCUCGUGGCCUGGCUCCAUGGAGACCCCAGGAAGGUGAUACACCCCACAGACAGCCGGGGCCAGUUCUGUGGGCAGCCAGGGACCCCCAAUGAGGAUAAGUUGUUCCUGUUUUAUUUUAACCUCUUGAAAUGUGCCAACCCAGCCAUCCUCAUCAACCUGCAGUGCCCCACCACACAGAUGUGUGUGUCCAGGUGCCCGAGUAAGUUCCUCACAUACUCCGAGGUGCAGCAGCAGCAGAGGCUCGGCCUGGGCAGGAGCUCCUGGGAGGACUAUCGGCACUUCUGUAGAGCAGGCUUCAACAAACCCCUCAAGCCUGUGUCCCAGGUGCUACGGGACGAGGACUGCCCCUCCAUGCUGGUGCCCAGUCGUCCAGUUCUGCGGAGGUGUCUGCCUGACCUCUCUUCUCACAAUGGCUCUGUGACUGUGGCCAACAAGACUCAGUUUGUGGAUGCACUGGAAAAAGCUCGGAGCGUCUCAGAGCUGCAGGAGGCCGCCAGGGGGAUCACAGGCCUGCUGGACACCAGAGAGAUGGGACUCAAGAUCAUGGAGGACUACGCCAAGUCCUGGUUCUGGAUCCUCAUGGGGCUCCUGAUGGCUCUGGUGGUCAGCCUGAUCUUCAUCCUGGUCCUGAGGUUUACAGCUGGUCUUCUGCUUUGGGUCACCAUCCUGGCCUUCAUCCUGCUGCUGGCCUACGGAAUUUGGGUGUGUGUCCUGGAGCUGUCCCGUCUGAGGAACAGUCCUGGCUCUGAGGUGACCAUCACUGAGCUGGGCCUUCACACUGACCUGCAGUUGUACCUACAGCUGCAGCAGACAUGGACUCUCCUCUUGGUGUGUCUGGGCUCAGCUGAAGUGGCUGUUCUACUGGUUCUGCUCUUCAUGAGGAGGAGGGUGCGCAUCGCCAUCGCACUGCUCCGAGAGGCCAGCAAGGCCAUCGGGCGCAUCACCUCUACACUUUUUUACCCUGUGGUCACCUUCAUCCUGCUGACCUCCUGUGUGGCCUACUGGGCCCUCACUGCUGUACACCUGUCCUCUUCAGGCGAGGCUGUGUACAAAGUUAUGGCUCCAGACGAAAGCUGUCCUCAGGCCAACAGCACCUGCAACCCAGAGACCUUCAGCCGCUCUUCUGUGCACAGCGCCCCCUCCUGUGCUGGAGCUCAGUGCCUCUUCGCCUUUUACGGGGGAGAGACGCCCUUCCACAGACACCUGCCUCUUCUGCAGAUAGCCAAUCUGAUAGUUUUCCUCUGGCUGCUCAACUUUAGCCUUGCCUUGGAACAGUGCACCUUAGCCGGGGCUUUUGCCUCCUACUACUGGGCCCAGAGAAGACCCCAGGACCUCCCCCCAUGUCCUGUCUACUCCUCCUUCAGCCGGGCACUCAGGUACCACAUCGGCUCUCUGGCCUUCGGCUCUUUGGUCUUGUCUCUGGUACAGUUUGUGCGCAUCCUGCUGGAGUACCUGGAGACCAAGCUCAAAGGGCUGAACAACUCAGUGUCUCACUUUGUCCUCUGCUGUCUGAGCUGCUGCUUCUGGUGCCUGGACAGAUUCCUCCGCUACAUGAACCAUAACGCCUACAUUAUGGUGGCUCUGUAUGGGAAGAACUUCUGUACAUCUGCACGCAACGCCUUCUUCCUCCUGAUGAGGAACGUGGUCAGGGUGGCAGUGGUGGAUCGCCUCACUGAUGUUCUGCUGUUCCUGGGCAAGGUGCUGAUCGCCGCAGCAGUCGGGGCAGUGGCGUUCUGCUUCUUCACCAAAAAACUCCCCGUGCUCCAGGACGAGGUCCCUCAGCUCAACUACUACUGGGUCCCCCUACUGACGGUGGUCCUGGGGGCCUACCUCAUUGCUCAUGGUUUCUUCAGUGUGUAUGCCAUGUGUGUGGACACGCUGUUCCUCUGCUUCUGUGAUGACCUGGAGAGGAAUGAUGGGAGCCCAGAGAGGCCAUAUUUCAUGUCUCCGGAGCUGCACAGGAUUCUGGGAAAACCUCACUGACAUUUGCACGCAGUUCACUUUGGACUUUGUCUUUCU